AUGAUAUGUCAACAACAUUUACCAUUUAUUACUAAUCGAGUUAUUGCUGUUAGUCUUACGGAUGAUGAUAAUACUCCAGAACAAAUCAAUUUGUUUCUUUCAUAUAUAAAAUCAUUUAAUGAAUUCAUUCAAUUACGAUCACUUUCAUUAUACUAUAUUCGUUCAUAUGAAACACUAAUGAAAAUUUUAGAUCAAUGUUAUCAUCUUUGUUAUCACACUCAUUUAAACAUUUCUGAUUGUUAUUUUCGAGUUAAUCAAAUGAAUUUUCAAUUACUUGUCAAUAGCAUUUGGAGUCUACCUAAACUUAUUCAUUGUGAUUUUGCAGUUGAGACAGAAGAGCAAAAGCUUUUUUUUACACCGACAAAAUUCUCUUUAUCUCUUCAAAAUAUAUCUAUCGGUAUAAACGAACUUAAAUUAAAUCAAAUAAAUCAAUUAUGUAAAUCUACGCCUCGUCUUAAGCAUCUUCAUGUAUCUCUUGAUUCUUCUAGCUAUAGUGAUUAUAAACCAUUUAUUCUUUCAACAUUAAUUCAUUUGGAAGUAUCUAUGUUUAAUGUUGUUGAAAGCUUACUAAUAAAACUUUUUCAAAGUACGCCUAAUUUAUGUCGUUUAAGUGUCGAUUUAUUGUCUAACUUAAUUGAUGGUCAUCGAUGGGAACAAAUUAUUCGUAAUCAUUUGCUCAAACUUCGUGUAUUUCGACUUAAAAUGCAACAGACACCAGUAUCAUCACAUGUUGAUACUUGUCAUUCUCAAUUACAAGAUUUACUUGAUCGUGCACCUAAUGUUCAUUAUUUAUGUAUCCAUCACGAUGCAUCAUUACCUAUACAAAUGUCAUUAUUCAAAUAUUCAAAUACAUCAGUUCGUCAACUUAAUUUAACAGACUACAGUCGUUAUUUCAAUGAAGAAGAAUGUAUUAAAUUAAGUCGUUCACCAUUAGGUAUUCAAUGUGAAGUUCUUUCUAUUAUGGUUACUCAUCGUGAAAGUAUUAUUUAUAUGAUCAAAUAUAUGAUCAAUCUUCGGUCAUUACAAAUUCAAUGUGAAGAUGAAAAGAAUUGUGAAGACUUAGCAGAGAUAGAGAAGAAUAAUGGAUCUUGUGAUAAAAAAUUGGAAAACAAAGAUGAACUUAUUGAAUGGUUAAAAGAUCGUUUGUCAAUAACAUGAUCUGGAGGAUCAAUUAUGGCGGCAAGAUUAAGUGAACCAGAUAAUAACUGGAGUGUGCUAGCGUUAGAUCGUGGAAGUGCAAGCGAUUCAACACCACAAUAUGAAGUGGACGGCGAUCUUAGUGGUGUAUAUGAUCCAAAUUAUUUCUCGGUGCCACAAGAUUAUCUGCUGGGACGUCUAGUACGAAAUCCCCGAUAUUAUGGUAUUGGUGGAACAGCCAUGAUCAAUGGGAUGACCGCGAUUGCGCCUUCUCGACAUUUGCUAGAUCAACUAUGGCCAAAUGGAUGGAAAUGGGAUGAUCUGUUCCCUUAUAUGAGCAAAGAAGCUAUUGUUUAUACAACAUCAGGUAAACUAGGAUUGAAGAUACUUAUUGCCGAGAACCAAUCGAAUACACAUAAUCUAAUUUUUGACGUUGAUGUACAACAUGCAAAAAAUGUGCGGCACUCUCGUCAUAGUGGCUUUCCUUAUAACACUCAUGAUUGUAUUCCACCUCGACAUCGUCAAAUAAUAUUUCUUACAGAAUGGGUUGAUAGACACGGUGAAUCGGCUAGUUUGAAUUAUGCGUAUUCGUACAGUCAUGACAAACGAAUUACUGAUCCAAAGCCACCAAUUGACACUUCCCAACAUGACUUUCAUUCACCACGAGCGGUUUAA
Messenger RNA from Rotaria sp. Silwood1, 1812 nucleotides. The record is from the annotation of a GenBank genome assembly. Lineage: Eukaryota; Metazoa; Rotifera; Eurotatoria; Philodinida; Philodinidae.